AUGGACCUUUCAUCGAAACAAGACGAUCAAAAGGAGCCCGUAAUUGAAGCCAAUCCCGCGGCUGCUCGUCAUCACCGAUUCUAUUGCGAAAACAUUACUCUCAAGGUCGAGGGAACACUUUUCAAGGUCCCUCGGUAUAAAUUUCAGGAACUCUCCCCUGUCUUUGCCGACAUGUUCUCCCUGCCAAGUGUCGGACCAGUUGGGACUGUCGAAGGACAAAGCGACGAAAACCCCAUUGUCCUCGAGGGGUAUGCUAUGAAGGACUUUGAGCGCCUUCUUUCGAUACUGUAUCCCAGUGGAGACGCCAUAGCCGGAGAUCCCAUCUGUCUGGAGAGUAAAGAGGAGUGGAUCAGCGUUCUUAAACUUUCUACCGCAUGGGAAAUGACCAAGGCGCGUCUCAUUCAAGUUCGAGAGAUGGCCAUUAAAAGAUUGAGCCUACUGCAGGUGACCCCUAUUGAAAAGAUUCAGCUGGGGAGGGAACAUCGAGUUUCCUGCUGGUUUCUCGAUGGCAUGAAAGCGCUUGCUACCGAGAUUUCCAGGGAUUCGGAAGGCGGCAUCUCCGUGGAUUCCAUAGCGGCCCAGAUCGGUUGGGAAGCCGCAGCGAGAGUAAUGUCUGCCGUGAACAACCACAAAUCCGCCUCUACUCUUGGGGAGAGGUUCAUUCCGUCAUCCGGGGAGGUGCGAGUGUUGUUGGAGAACAUCCAUUGCCGUCGAGACAGGUGCUUGAAGGAUGAGAAGAUGCGACAGAAUUGCCCUAUGAACCACGAUGGUCUGCGAAAGGGGGGUUUUCUACCUGGGAACCGAUCCUUUCAAAUCCACCGCGACGAGAACGCCAAUCGACGCAGCCUUCAUCGAGUUGGGGGGAGCGGGGCCAGAACUUCUGUGAAGGAUUUCAUAUCGAUGUCUCAGGACGGAUGCUUCAUAGACUGGUCCCUCCUCAAACGGCAAGGUUACGAGGCGCCGUUGACCGAUGAUAUUUCUUUCGACACCAUCAAGAGCGCCUUCGCCGACGAGCUUAACUCCCUGACAUGA
Coprinopsis cinerea okayama7#130 is the source of this 1032-nucleotide messenger RNA. RefSeq lists its product as hypothetical. The record is from RefSeq and is a predicted model, not a curated record. The transcript is spliced from 4 exons. Bases 1 to 1032 code for a protein of 343 amino acids. Gene Ontology annotation, molecular function: protein binding. Lineage: Eukaryota; Fungi; Basidiomycota; Agaricomycetes; Agaricales; Psathyrellaceae.